AUGAGCAGCACGCCAAAAUGGAUGAGGACGGCGCAGCCUUUGGGUCGAUCUCUAUACCAAAAGGCACUCGCAGCCGUCCAACCACGACUGACCUUCGGAUAUGUCGCUUGGGCCCUCAUUGGCCUUUACGUUCUCUAUUGCAUCCUCGCCCGCUCGCCGCUAUUCGCGUCAAACUUACCAGGGUAUUCGGGCCCAUACGAAGUCGGUGCGAUAGACGUCGAGGUGCCUGUCCGCAAGCCUCGCAAGAUCAGCGAGCAAGUCCUGGAGAGCGACGGAAAGCCAGCAUUCGAACUCGAGACGGUGCUCUUCACGCUGUACUAUCCUGCAGCAAAGGGCUCCAACGGCAACGGUCACCACUAUUGGAUUCCCAGGCCCAUCAGCAUCACAGCCGAGGGCUAUGCCAGGGCCGCGCACUUCAACAACUUCAUCUCGCGGCCGGUCUUCACAUUCUUCCUGUGGGCCAUCGCGGGCAGCAUCAAGAUCCCUGCACACGUCGACGUGCCGCUGCUCAAGGACGGGCAGGAGUUCCCCGUCGUGGUCUUGUCACACGGCCAGGCCAGCUCGCGGACGGAUUACACGCACUACUGCGGCGAGCUCGCCAGCCUUGGCACCGUCGUCGCCGCUAUCGAACACCGUGACGGCAGUGGUCCGGGAUCUGUCGUGAUGACCAAAGAUGGCAAGGAGCGCAAGGUCAUGUAUUUGAACAAGAAGGAGCUUCAGGGCGGCAAGGAGAUGAAAUCGGACGACUUCAAGUUUAGGCAACUCGCCUUCCGACAGGCCGAGAUUGAAGAGACCAUUGCCGUACUGAAGGAAUUGCAUGCAGGAAAGGGGGCUACCGUCUUGGCGAACAACGCCCGCAAAGAAGGCCGUGGCCUCGCGGAGUGGGAAAGCAGACUGAAUUUCUCCCAGACAGUCAUCGCGGGCCACUCAUUUGGCGCAACAGGUGCCCUCCAGGUCCUCAGAGGCGCCACCUCGGCCAAAAACCCUGCUGUCGGCGGCAUCAUUCUCGAUCCCGGCAAGAGCAGCGGCAGGCUAAACACCGAUAUUGACGUGCCGAUUCUCGUCAUCCACUCCGACUCGUGGUCCAAGAAGAUUACGCCGUUCUUUGGAAGGCCGCACUUCGACACCGUCAGAGACAUCGCCCGGGACGUGCUCAAGCGCGUGGGUUCGAGCUGGUUUGUGACGAGCCUACGGACGAGCCACCCGAGCGUCACAGAUGCGCCCCUGGUUGAGCCUUUGCUCCUGAGUUGGACGACGGGGGCUACGAUUGGCGCGCAUCGAGGCCUGAAGGAGUAUGUUAGGAUAUCACAGGAGUUUAUGGAUUUCUUAAGGGAAGGAUCCAGAAGGGGCGUGUUAUCCGAAGACGUCACCCAUGAAGAGUACGGAAAGGAUACCAUGACGGAUGAGCAACGGAGGAGGAUACCCAAGGAGACGAGGAACUAUUGGCAGAUUCACGUCGCACCCCCACGAGAAGACUAA
This is a messenger RNA of Colletotrichum graminicola M1.001, 1479 nucleotides long. Its product is annotated as PAF-acetylhydrolase family member. Gene Ontology annotation, molecular function: 1-alkyl-2-acetylglycerophosphocholine esterase activity. Bases 1 to 1479 code for a protein of 492 amino acids. The transcript has a single exon. NCBI's taxonomy places the organism in Eukaryota, Fungi, Ascomycota, Sordariomycetes, Glomerellales, Glomerellaceae. The record is from RefSeq and is a predicted model, not a curated record.